AUGGCUAUCGAACCAAUCAGUGCAAAGAUUCGGGCAGCUCAAGGUGCUGGACGCCACCGACAAGGAUCUGGAGAAGAGGACCGUGAGCGACAGUUUGCGCGACAACCCGACUCUUCCAUUCCGGAAAAGCAAGAACGGGCGAAUCUGCUUCGACUUCGCAGUCGCAAAUACGCCGUCUCGAAUCCCAGCACUUCGUAUGGUCUUAUCUCCAACAAAGAAUGA
Molecule: messenger RNA, 222 nt
Organism: Penicillium atrosanguineum
Lineage: Eukaryota; Fungi; Ascomycota; Eurotiomycetes; Eurotiales; Aspergillaceae
Exons: 2
Coding region: 1-222 (73 amino acids)
Source: RefSeq, a predicted model, not a curated record